AUGCAGACCGUAUUGCGUGCACGAGGCCGCGCUUUGGUUGUAGCUCGACCACCACGUCCAUCGCGUUCAGUAUCUGCGGCAAUCGGGUCUUCAUGUUCAUGGCUGCAGCUGCAAGGUACACAACGCGGAGUUUUUUCGACAUCUUCAAGUUCAUCUUUGUCAGGUCAGAAUUUUGCUCUUUCGAUCUUUAAGGGUGAGACACAACGUCAGCUAUGGAUUCGAUUAGCACUAGCGAUAGUUGGUGUGGCAGUUGCAGUCACGGAGAACACUGCAGAUGCAAAGGAAUUGGUAGGCGAUGGAAAGGAAGAUCCUAAACAAUUACCAACGAUGACCGAUGAGCACCACGAUAACGUUAUAGCUACCGAGCAAAAUGAUGGCAAAAAACUUACGUUACGAAAACGAAAGACAAUUUUGCGAGAUGGCAAGAUGGUGGUAAGCACAGCUGCCGUGCGAGGAGAUCGUCCCUACAUGGAAGACACGUCGUAUGUCUCUUCGUGCAAGCGGUUUGCUGCGGUUUAUGAUGGUCAUGGAGGCUCGGCAGUCUCGCAGUAUCUUCGUAAUCAACUUUAUUCCAUGAUCUCACCCGAGCUUUCACAUUUGGAUCAGGAAAUUUUAGCGGAAAAUAAAGAAGAAAACAAUGUGAAGGGAAAGCUGAGUCGACGUCAAAAGAUAGCAACGAUGUUACAUGACGCUAUACAUAAAUUGGAUCAAGAUGUAAUUGCAAAGAGUGAGUGGAAAUUUCAAGGCUCAACCGCUGUUGGAGUGCUUUUAUUUGAUGAUGUACUAUACUCGCUGAAUGUGGGAGACAGUCGUGCGGUAUUAUGCCGAGCUGGAAACGCUGUCGAACUAACUCGAGAUCAUAAACCAAAUGACCCUCAAGAACGCGCUAGGAUCGAGUCUCUGGGUGGCCGUGUACAAUGGUUUGGCUAUGUUGAUGCUCAAGGCGAACCAAUUGAACCAUACGGAGCAUAUCGAGUUAAUGGCAAUUUAGCAGUGGCCCGAGCUAUAGGUGACCGCGACUCUCGUCCAUUUGUGAAUGGAGAGGCUGAAAUCCGCCAGUACGACAUCGAGUACGAUAAAGACGAGUUCAUUGUGAUCGCGUCGGACGGACUUUGGGAUGUUUUUACCAGUAGCGAGGUGAUUGAAUUUGUGCAUGAUGUUAUGAGUGGCGAGUUGGGCGGGCGUGAGGCCUGGAGCAGUGGUGGUCACAGUGACACUCGUGUGCCCAUUUUCGAAUGGUCUCAGCAAUAUACUAGAGAUCGGUCGAUGAUUAAAGCGGCACGUAGGCGACGGAAGGUACAGAUCGCUAAUUAUCUGGUGCAAGAGGCACUUUUUCGCGGAACUUCUGACAAUGUCUCUGUUGUCGUGGUGUGGCUGCGCUAA
Messenger RNA from Plasmopara halstedii, 1383 nucleotides. Its product is annotated as protein. The transcript has a single exon. Gene Ontology annotation, molecular function: protein serine/threonine phosphatase activity; cation binding. Lineage: Eukaryota; Oomycota; Peronosporomycetes; Peronosporales; Peronosporaceae. The record is from RefSeq and is a predicted model, not a curated record. The coding region runs from base 1 to 1383 and encodes 460 amino acids. Gene Ontology annotation, biological process: protein dephosphorylation.